CACAUCGGCCGUUGGAGGUUGAAGUACGUACCUAUUCUACUUGAUAUAUGGAAUGUGUUUACAGCAGCACCGAAACUCAGUCGUGCUUGCUAUUGUGGUCAAGCUGAACAUUUCAGAUCACGUGCAUCCCAAAGGCCUAAGACCUUGAGCAACGUGAGACAUCCACGGACGUCAAUCGCCCUCGAUGAUCUCAAUUGGGCUUCACUUGAGAGGCUUGUUUACUCCAAUAUUGAUACACUUCCCUAUACAGCUCCCAUACCAGCCUCAUUAUGAACACACGGUCGAUCCAACGAUAGGCGGCCGGGGGUCUAUCGAUGCUGACCCUCUGUGCAACUCAACCCCUCCACACCACACCCACACCCUAGCCAAACCUAACCUAACUUUCCCUGGCAUAUUUGCAGCUGCAAUUGACCAACGGCCGUUCAGCGAAGGAGUCAGGAAUUUGCUUGGCCAGCUUUGUCAAAGUUUCGGGAAGUCAACACCCUUCCUAGUGCCUACUCACGUGCAAUAUGACGGAACAGAAACGCGGCUCGCGGGGUUAUCACCGUUCAAAAAUUGCCAAAGGACCGAAUGGGGAACGGAUCACUCCCAAAAACAGUGUUGAUGGAAUGGCUAGUAGCUCUGAGGGUAACUCAACCUCUUGGAAGUUUACUUGUAAUACACAAGCAAGUCGCUUACAUCAACCCACAGAUGAAGAUAUGCGCAAGCCAGAUCAAUUACCUCAUUCGCCACUUGCGUUUGAGGAAAUCGGAAUCGCAGAAAUAUUAGAUGAAGAUACGAGGCCAACUUUCGUCUUAGAUCUGCGCCCAAUCGACAUAUCUCACCCUAACGAUCGUGGCCUGAAUGUAGUUUUUUGCAACAAAUCCCUUCGCUUCUGGGACGAACUUCGAGGUGUGAUUGCAGCAGAGACAUUUUAUCCCGAUAUUGACUUACCAACUCCAACCUCUGUGACACAAGAAGCCUCCCAGUCGGAAGUCGAAUUUCGAGAUUGGGCAAAUAGCCCACCCGAUUCUGCAGAUGGCUGGUUGCCCAGGCACACAUUUCGUGGUAAGUAGGCUGGUAAUGAUGCUGGCUUCACUUUGCGUUGCAGCUUUUCCUCCAAUAGCUUUGCUUUUCGUCGUCUCUCAUUUUGCACGCAACUAUUCUUAUGUAUCCGUUCUUUGCUAGUAUAUAGGGGAUACUCACAUUUGCUGUUAAUUCACACAACUUUAAGAGAGAAAAGCAUCUUUGGUCAACCCCCCAAAACCGUCUAGCUGAUGCUGAUUAUUGACGAAAGCCGAGGUUUCCUCUCCAAAAGUUAUUUUGCCUCCCGAUUUUCUCGAACGAUUGGAAGGCAUUUCUCUAACUUGGGUCAUAGGAAUGUAUUGGACUUGUACGACUUUGAGAAACCGUUGGCGAGUAAUCAGUGCGUCCCAUAUACCUCACCAACGCCUCCAAAGGCGUGGUUCUAGAUCGAAUUCCAUCUCAGCCGCAUGGAGCCAGGACAGUGAGGACCAGGAAGAAUCGUCCUUAUCAAAACAACUUGCUGAUAGCGAAUCGAAGUUUAGAGUUCUGACAGAGCUGAAUCCAGUAGGAAUGUACUAUCUCUCGCCCGAGGGCAAUAUUGUCUACGCAAAUGAUAUGUGGUAUCGAAUUACAGGGCAUCCUCGAGGGCUCGAAGCAGAAAUGAGCUUCAUGAACGUAAUCUCGGAAGGAGAGCACGAUAAGAUGAAAGUCGAAUGGGAAACCUUGACUACCCAACGAGUAGGUUUCUCCUUUCCAUUUGCGCCUUAGUUGGAAUUUCAUUAAGACUUGCCGAGACACUGUUCUACGAAAUUUCUGGGUCCUGAAUUGAUGUUUGCACUGGCAAAUGUUGACUCCGAGAACUUUCUAGGGCAGGAGAACUUUUGAGCUGAGACUUCGCAAUCCUUGGAUGGAUGAAACGGAUGGGACUUUCAAACAAAAAUGGAUCUUAGCAUCUUGCGACCAGGAAUUCUAUGAUGAUGGAAAAUUGAAAAGUAUCAUGGGUUGCAUAACAGAUAUUUCAAGCCAAAAGCACGCCGAGCAAAGUGCAAACGAAAGAGCAGAGUUGGUGGAAAAAUUGGCCGAACGUACACAAGAAGCCGCCCAUCAUGCCAGGAAUUUUCAACAAAUGGCAGAGUUGGCCCCUUGUGGAAUGGUAACAUUCGAUAACCAAGGAACAAUUACGUGGGCAAAUCCACAGUGGUACGAAAUGACGGGGUUACCACGAAACGAACAGGACCACGAACCAAUGUCGUUUUUGAAGUCAGUAGAGCCAGAAGAUUACGAGACGUUUGAGAAAGCUUGGAAGAAGUUGAUUGAAGGAAAAGAGGAAAUAACCUCAGAAUUGAGGGUCAAAAAGCCUUGGAUUCGACACCGCGAGAGCAAAGAGGCUGAUAAUACGUGGAUACUAUUUCUUGCAUUGCCUCAAUUAGAUGCCGACGGAAACAUCGCCAAAGUAUUUGGAUGCUCAACUGACAUAAGUCAUUUCAAAUGGGCAGAAUCGGUCUCACGUAACAGCCGACUUCAAGCCGAAGAAGCAAAACGACAGCAAGAAGCUUUCAUUGAUAUGACAAGCCAUGAGCUGCGAAAUCCAUUGAGUGCAAUUAUGCUUUCUGCUGAUGAAAUUGCCAGCUCGUUCCUUGACUUGAAAUGCUUGGCCCACCAGCCAGCCAUCAUGAGUGAAGACCAGAUUGAAAGUAAUUUUGAGGCUGCACAAACGAUUACUCUUUGUGCUCAACACCAAAAGAGAAUCAUCGAUGAUGUUCUGACUCUUUCCAAGUUGAACUCGGCGCUACUUCAUGUAACGCCAGUUCAUGUACAGAUCGAGUCAACGGUUCGAAGGACCAUGAAAAUAUUUGAUAGUGAGAUACGAGCGCACAAUCUCAAGCUCUCCAUUCUUGUGGAUGAAUCAUUUCAGAAUUUGCAGGCUGAUGGGGUCUUCUGCGAUCCUGUUCGACUAACACAAGUCUUCAUCAACUUGUUAACAAAUGUAAGAUCCCCAUUGUCUUGGAGAGCCCAUUCGUUUACAAGUCCGACGUCGUUCGACUACGGGCACAAAGAUUACUAUCUGUCCCUCUUCUUAAGCAGAUGCACAAAUAUCACCAUCAUUCCUUACAUUACCCAUAGACUCUUUUGAGUUCUAACAAAACAUAGGCAAUCAAGUUUACACGUUCCGAAGAAAAGCGGGAAAUCUCGGUAGUUCUAUCAGCGUCUACUGCCAGAAGAGACAUAGAUUUAUCAUGUACCAUCGAAUGGUUUCCAUCGAAAGAGUCGAAGCCAGAUCCUACAUUGAAACCUGAAUGGGGAAGCGGUCAACAGAUGUAUCUCUUUUUCGCAGUUAAGGAUACUGGUCGAGGCCUUUCUGAGGAGGAGAAGGCGAAGCUGUUUAAUCGGUUUAGCCAAGCAAGUGUCAGAACUCACGUUCAGUAAGCAAGAGAAUGAUUUGUUUUCGCGAAUUUUGUUUUGAGCUCUUGGGCCUUAUUCAGAUUAUUUUCAUUAGGGCUAACUGCCAGUAGAUACGGUGGCUCAGGUCUCGGAUUAUUCAUUUCUAGAGAGCUCACAGAGCUCCAGGGAGGAGAAAUUGGGGUAUCUUCAGCCGCAGGAGAAGGCAGUAAGUCACGUAUUUUUUGGUUCAUCAAAUAAAGCUUGUGGUAUCAAGAAUUUGAUAGCUGCGGUCUUUCGCGGCCAUUAUUCAUUCUGCCGAAAUUGACCUGAUCAUUGAUAGGCACUUUCGUAUUCUAUAUCAAAGCGCGUCUCUCCGGGGGACUAGACAGCGGAAACCACACAAGAAACAUCUCCAUCACUAGCCAGGCGUCAAAUGAAGCAAAUGCAGAUGCACACACAACCAAUCCCAGACCGCGGCGGAAUUACCACAUUCUACUUGUAGAAGACAAUCUAAUUAAUCAAAAAGUGCUAAGUAAACAACUCCGCAGCGCUGGGUGUACCGUUCAUGUUGCCAACCAUGGGGGAGAGGCCCUGGACUUUCUCUCCAAAACUAGAUUAUGGAAAGAAAACCAGACGAAUCCUAAUAGCGAAACGGCAAAUCGACCCAUGGACUUGUCGAUUAUAUUGAUGGAUCUUGAGAUGCCUAUCAUGGAUGGACUGGCUGCCACUCGAGCGAUCCGUGAUCUUGAACGGGAAGGAAGGGUGAAUCAUGUGCCUAUUAUUGCUGUGACGGCCAAUGCUAGGAUGGAGCAGAUGAGUGUUGCUACUGAGGCGGGGAUGGUAUAGCAUUCCCAUUAUCCACCUUCUUUUUUUGUUCUUGCUAACUGGGGGGGUUUAUAGGAUGACGUUGUUCCUAAACCCUUCCAAAUACCCGAGCUUAUGCAGAAGGUUGAUGGGCUUGUGAAGCGGAACUAAUGAUUCUCCUGCCUGGUCUGAUGUUUUUACUCCCUGCGAGGUGCUUGGGAACUUCUCUGGGAAUUCCUUUACCUGCCUUUUUGCAUCGGCUCACUAGCUUCUUUCUAUCUGUGCCGGAUGGAUACGAGUCCUGGAGUGUGUAUGCAUACACACCUUUCACUCCCUCUUUGCAUGAUGGUUCUGGCGUCAAUUUCCACUUCCACUUAAUACCCCUCGUCUUUUUUUUAUCCGUAGAGGGACAUAACACGGUAGAGUUUAUGAGAUAAGAUGGGAUGGGAUGGGGUGUGGGUAAAGGUUGUCGCACUAGAUGGGUUGUGUUGUGUUGCUUUCAAGGAUUCAAGAUGGGUGGCUACCUUACCUAAGAGAUUGAGACUAGGCGACUGAAUGGGUUGUACUGGUGGAUGGUUGGUUCUUGGGUCUUGG
Hymenoscyphus albidus is the source of this 4785-nucleotide messenger RNA. The record is from the annotation of a GenBank genome assembly. NCBI's taxonomy places the organism in Eukaryota, Fungi, Ascomycota, Leotiomycetes, Helotiales, Helotiaceae.